GAUUGAGUAAAAAAAAAAAAGGGGUGAGGUAUUCAGAGUUUUAUAAGUCGUCCUUUCUAGUUUUCUUAUUUAAUAAGGAUAUAAUGAUAUAUUAAGUAAUAGUAAUUUUUUCAGAUUAUUUUGAAUAUAACAUAUAGUCGAUAUAUAGAUAUAUAGUUAUUCUUGUACAGGUAGAGUUUGUGUUGAAAUAGAAUUAAUUUGUUGGAAUUUAUUAUUUUAUAGUGGCAGAGUUCUUUUAGGAAUUUAAAUUGCGCACACACACACACACACAUAUAUAUAUAUGUAUACACACACGUGAUUGAGUAAAAAAAAAAAGAAAAAGGGGUGAGGUAUUCAGAGUUUUAUAAGUUACUAGUAAAUUUUUUUUCCCCUUUCGCUCUCUCCUCUUACCUGUCAGAGAUCCGAACAUCAAUUAUACAUAAGUAAUUAAAUGCUAUUUGUUACUUACCAAAAAAAAAUCAAAUCCUUUUUGUGAAUAUGAAUCACAAGAAUCUACCACUACAUGGGCUAACAAGGACAAAAGGUGAAAGAGCCAAAGACUACUCUGGCUUUGCCACAAUACGCCGCAAAGCCAGUCUCUUUGGAACAAUGUUGUCCCUGUUCUUGUUGCUUCUUCUGUCCUGUGCCUGGUUCGUCACUCCUUCAAAAAUACACCUCCAACAAUUCCAAAAAAUUUCACACAACAACAACAGCAUAUUCAUCUUAGCCGGACAGAGCAACAUGGCGGGAAGAGGAGGUGUCAUUAACGGCACCUGGGACGGCAUUGUCCCAACCCAAUGCCAGCCCAACCCGAGGAUCCUCCGGCUCACGGCGGGGCUGGAAUGGGAGGCUGCGCACGAGCCCCUCCACGCCGACAUCGAUGUCAAGACUUGCGGGGUUGGGCCUGGAAUGGCGUUUGCUAAUGCGGUGCUGACUAAGGAACCGAGGUUGGGGAAGGUGGGUUUGGUGCCCUGUGCUGUUGGAGGGACUAAGAUUGAUGAAUGGGGGAGAGGGGGUAGGCUUUACAAUGAGUUGGUGAAGAGGGCAGGGGUGGCGUUAGUGGGUGGUGGGUCAAUUCGCGCCAUUCUGUGGUACCAGGGAGAGACUGAUACAGUGAUACUACAGGAUGCAGAGGUGUAUAAGCAGAAAUUGAAGACUUUUUUCUCCGAUCUGCGCUCUGAUCUGAAGUCUCCCUCGGUGCCUAUAUUCCAGGUGGCUUUAGCAUCAGGACAAGGGCCUUAUACAGAGAUAGUGAGAGAAGCGCAGCUGAGGGUGAGUGCUGAGCUUCAGAAUGUGAAGUGUGUGGAUGCCAAGGGGCUGCCACUGGAACCAGAUGGGCUGCACCUCAGCAUGCCGGCCCAGGUCCGACUCGGAGAGAUGUUGGCUGAUGCAUUCCUGCAGUCCAUUCCAAGCCCAAUGCAAAGUCAUGCUCCAACAAGGGAAGAUAUAAAAUUUUCAGAACACUAAAGAGAAGAUUAAGAGGAUGCAGAUAUACAGACCAGUAGAAAGUACUAGUGGGAAAUGAUGUGUACUUUUACUAGUGCUUUGCUGGUGCACAGUUUUUUUCAAAUUUUCUUAUCAUGUAUAUAAUAAUCAUUCACUAAUUAAUUUCAUUCACAGCCUGUGGGUGUCAAUAUUUAAUGUUUUGUAGAGAUGACAAUGAAAUGUGUACUAAAAUUUGAUUAUGCUUGGUGACAAAA
Messenger RNA from Cornus florida, 1679 nucleotides. RefSeq names its product probable carbohydrate esterase At4g34215. NCBI's taxonomy places the organism in Eukaryota, Viridiplantae, Streptophyta, Magnoliopsida, Cornales, Cornaceae. Bases 478 to 1446 code for a protein of 322 amino acids. The record is from RefSeq and is a predicted model, not a curated record. The transcript has 3 exons.